AUACCACCAUUCAAAUUAUCGAUGCUAAUGAACUUGCAAAUGACAAUGAAAUACUGCUUGAUGGACUGUUUGACAAAUUCGAUCAAUUUAUAACUGAAUUACGUGAAGAUCUAAAUACAAAUUCAUCAAUCCCCAAAGAACUUUUACCAUCAGAGGCUAUACAAUUAGUUCGUGAAGAGGGAUCGCAUCGAGAAAAUCCUUUAGAAAGCUCAGAAUAUCUUUUUCUGCUAAAUACUGAUAUUGAAAGUUGGAUUAAAGAAUUUGAAACUGCAACGGCAUCAAAAUAUAUAAAACGUCAUGAGGAUCAUCUAGUAAAUGGAAUUCGUAUCUCUUAUAAGUGUUACCGUGGGGGAACAUAUGAAAGUGUAGCUGGAAAUGAUCUAA
Messenger RNA from Racocetra fulgida, 384 nucleotides. The record is from the annotation of a GenBank genome assembly. NCBI's taxonomy places the organism in Eukaryota, Fungi, Glomeromycota, Glomeromycetes, Diversisporales, Gigasporaceae.